Pisolithus orientalis is the source of this 753-nucleotide messenger RNA. Its product is annotated as dienelactone hydrolase. The coding region runs from base 1 to 753 and encodes 250 amino acids. Gene Ontology annotation, molecular function: hydrolase activity. NCBI's taxonomy places the organism in Eukaryota, Fungi, Basidiomycota, Agaricomycetes, Boletales, Pisolithaceae. The transcript is spliced from 8 exons. The record is from RefSeq and is a predicted model, not a curated record.
AUGUCGUUAUGCCCAGACUGCAUUAAGGGCGUUCGCCACGGGGGGACACCAGAAGGUGAAAUUGAGUUCAUAGGAGGUGUGAGACGCUACGUUAGCACACCUUCUGGUGAAUACAACAAGGAGAAGGCUGUCCUCUUUCUCCCGUCCAUCUUCGGUAUUGACCUCAUCAACGCUCAGCUCCUCGUGGAUGACUUUGCCAGAAAUGGAUUCAAGACCAUCGCGAUUGAUUACCUUAAUGGUGAUCCGCUCCCUGGCGACGCCCUCACUGGUGGCAAAUAUGAUAUUCCUGCCUGGUUCGCUAGACACGGGAACGACCAGACCCGGCCCAACAUCGACAAGGUCGUUGCUGCGCUCAGGGAACAGGGUGUGAAGGACUUUGGUUCUACUGGUUACUGCUUCGGUGCUCGGUACGGCUUCGACAUCGCAUUCGAGAACAUUUCCAAGGUCACUGUCGUCUCUCACCCUUCGCUUCUCAAAGUUCCCGAGGAUCUUGAGAAAUACAAGAAGCUGUCCAAAGCCCCCCUCCUGAUCAACUCCUGCACGUUUGACACACAGUUCCUCAAGGAAUCCCAGGCGGAAGCGGAUAUGAUCCUUGGCGAGGGUGCGCAAUUUACGGAAACCUACCGCCGCGAGUACUUCGAGGGAUGUGCGCAUGGGUUUGCUAUCCGUGGUGAUGUAUCCAAGCCGGAGGUCAAGGCGGGUAAGGAGGGCUCCUUCAAGGCUGCUGUACUAUUCUUCAAAAAUCAUUUGUGA